UGGGACUGUUUGAAGGAAACGCAAACAUGUUUUUGGCGUAUUAGCAGAUUGCCGGGAUGCUGACGUCAUCAUCUGUCAUCAACGCCAAUUCCUUCCCUCCUUCUUCCGCAAUUCUUCUCUUUCCCAAUUCUCUCUUCUCUCUCUAAAAUAUAAAUACGAUUCCCAAAUACUUUCUCUUUCUCUCUCUAGGGUUCCCAUUUCUCUCUCUCUCUCUCUGUGUCUGCGGCAAUCACACUCUCUCCGAUUAAAAAAUGGAUGGAGGCCGCGGUGCUACCGGUGUGGAUAUGUUUCUUCCAAAUUAUAAACUUGGAAAAACACUUGGCAUUGGAUCCUUUGGCAAGGUGAAAAUUGCAGAACAUGUAUUGACCGGUCAUAAAGUUGCCAUUAAGAUUCUUAACCGUAGGAAGAUAAAGAACAUGGAAAUGGAAGAAAAAGUGAGAAGAGAAAUCAAAAUUUUAAGACUGUUCAUGCAUCCUCACAUUAUUCGGCUUUAUGAGGUUGUAGAAACUCCAACUGACAUCUACGUUGUGAUGGAAUAUGUGAAAUCUGGAGAGCUCUUUGACUACAUAGUAGAAAAGGGCAGGUUGCCAGAGGAUGAAGCCCGCAAUUUUUUUCAGCAGAUAAUCUCUGGUGUGGAGUACUGUCACAGAAAUAUGGUGGUUCAUAGAGACUUGAAGCCAGAGAAUUUACUUUUGGACUCCAGGCGCAAUGUCAAGAUAGCAGAUUUUGGCUUGAGCAACAUCAUGAGGGAUGGUCACUUUCUUAAGACAAGCUGUGGAAGCCCUAACUAUGCAGCUCCGGAGGUUAUCUCUGGGAAAUUGUAUGCUGGACCUGAAGUAGAUGUUUGGAGCUGUGGUGUAAUUCUCUAUGCCCUUCUUUGUGGCACCCUUCCUUUUGAUGAUGAAAACAUACCUAAUCUCUUCAAGAAAAUAAAGGGCGGGAUAUACACUCUUCCUAGUCAUCUCUCACCUGGUGCUAGAGAUUUGAUACCAAGGAUGCUUGUGGUUGAUCCUAUGAAGAGGAUGACCAUACCUGAGAUCCGUCAACACCCAUGGUUCCAGGCUCGUCUUCCUCGUUAUUUAGCUGUGCCACCACCAGAUACAAUGCAACAAGCAAAAAAGAUUGAUGAGGAGAUCCUUCAGGAAGUAGUGAAUAUGGGAUUUGACAGGAAUCAGUUGGUUGAAUCACUUCGCAACAGGAUGCAAAAUGAGGGUACUGUAGCAUACUAUUUGUUAUUGGACAACAGAUUCCGUGUUUCCAGUGGCUAUCUUGGAGCUGAGUUUCAAGAGUCAAUGGAUUCUGGUUUUAACCAAAUGCAUCCCAGUGAAGUUGUUUCUCCAGUUCUUGGGCACCGCAUUUCCAGCUAUAUGGAUAACCCAGGUGUAGGAUUGAGACCACAGUUGCCAGUUGAGAGAAAAUGGGCACUUGGGCUUCAGUCUCGUGCCCACCCUCGUGAAAUAAUGACCGAGGUUCUCAAAGCCCUUCAAGAAUUACAUGUUUGUUGGAAGAAGAUUGGGCACUACAACAUGAGUGCAGGUAAUCUACUCGAGAACCAUGAUCUACUUUAUUUGUCAUCAUAUCGGGUAAAUCUAGUGUUUUCUCCAGGAAAUUCUCUAAUUCUUGAUGCUCAUCUUUUGUAACAGCUUUACAAAACUCGGGAAGAAAAGUAUCUGCUUGAUCUUCAAAGGCUCCAGGGUCCACAGUUUCUCUUCUUGGAUCUUUGUGCUGCUUUCCUUGCACAGCUUCGUGUUCUCUAGAACACAGAGCCUGUAAACUUGAGAUGCGUCGCAUGUCUCAUGUCGCAUGUUGCAUAUGAAUAAAGCCUGCAACGUUGUACAUAAAAAAGUGACAUUUUCAGUCUUUUACUCUAUCUUCUGUUCAUACCCCUGUUUUUCUGUGGGAAAUCAUUAUUUCGAGCCAAUCCAAAAUAUGGGAUUGACUUGGUUAAUAGUGGUGUUUGACUAGGUUUCCCUUUAUGAUGGUGAAUCUAAUUUAAUCAAUGUAGUGAAAUCUUUAACUAUCUGUAUGCUGUUCAGCCUAGUGUUGUAGAUUGCUAUUUGGACGUGGAAGCAGAAGGGUGUGCCCCUUUAGUCUCUAGGGUGGGUCUAAAUGAAACUUGCCUAUCUAGCCUCUUGUUUUUACUUUGCAUGUAAUUUCAGAUUAAUCUGUCUACAUUGGCUGCAACAGUCUUGUUUAUCAGGCAUUAACCAAAGUCUAUAUGUUCUAGAUACAUGCUGCUGUAGCACUUUAGCAUUUGCCUAUAUUUGUGUCAAAACACUAGCCAAAUAUUUGUUAUAUUUAAAUAUAGAAAAAUGUUGGAUGAAUCAA
This is a messenger RNA of Arachis duranensis, 2328 nucleotides long. RefSeq names its product SNF1-related protein kinase catalytic subunit alpha KIN10. Gene Ontology annotation, molecular function: protein serine/threonine kinase activity; protein binding; ATP binding. Gene Ontology annotation, biological process: intracellular signal transduction; protein phosphorylation. The record is from RefSeq and is a predicted model, not a curated record. NCBI's taxonomy places the organism in Eukaryota, Viridiplantae, Streptophyta, Magnoliopsida, Fabales, Fabaceae.